Messenger RNA from Apodemus sylvaticus (European woodmouse), 494 nucleotides. It is a transcript of the gene Wfdc9, whose product is annotated as WAP four-disulfide core domain 9. The transcript is spliced from 3 exons. The coding region runs from base 82 to 333 and encodes 83 amino acids. The record is from RefSeq and is a predicted model, not a curated record. NCBI's taxonomy places the organism in Eukaryota, Metazoa, Chordata, Mammalia, Rodentia, Muridae.
CGCACCCAGUGUGCCUCCCUUUCUUUUCUGCUUCCAGCAGCAGUGGGUGAAGGUUUGUCUUCCCGCGAAUGCUAGUCUGCCAUGAAGCUCUGGAUCCUCCUCCUCAUUGUCUCUGCCCAUGGAAUUAUGGUGUUUCUGCGUGUUCUCGGAAGCCUCAAGGAUGAGCUUGAAGAGAUCGACCAGUGCUGGGUACAGCCUCCGACGAGGUUUUGUGGGAAAAGGUGCACGAAGGUGCGGAAAUGCGUGAAUCCAAACUUCACGUGCUGCUGGACAUACUGCGGAAACAUCUGCCUGAACAACGAAGAACCCUUUAAAACACUGAUGAAGGUCUAGUUUCAAUGUGAUCUGUUCCUGGUGUGGGCUGGGGGAUCAAUGGUGUGGAGGAGCGCUGCCUGCCACCCUGGAGGACUCUCCAGCUAAGGGACUCUCUGUCCUCUCCUUGGUGUCUUCACACAGAGAAUGCCUAAGCUUAUGCCAAAUAAAUGUAUAAUGUA